CUUUGAUUGAUCUGCUUCACUAUUAUUUAUUUUUUGUUUUGUUUUUCAUCAUAUCCUUUUUAUCAUUUGUUCAUAUUUAAAAAAAAUUAUUUUCUGUAUUUGGUUAGAUUUUUUUAAUGCUUAAAAAUUGUUCUUUUAUGGUUAUUAUUAACUAUUUUCAAAUCACAUUUAAUUAUUAAAAAAACAUUUGUUUAAACUAAAGCUACAAAAUCUUUUAUGCAACAUGUGAGACUUUUCAUCUAAAUUUGUCUUUUGCGAUUCUAGCCUAUAAAUUCCUAGUUUUACAAAAAUUAACUAAGCACAUUAAUGAAGGAAUACCACAUGAGCGUGCCCCUGCUUUGUUCAAUUCAAGAAAUCUUUAAAGAAUUACCAUUAUGAAGAUUUUUUUAAAUUGUGCUCCUGCAAUAAACUUUACAAAGUAUAUUAUUAAUAUUGGUAAAAGAUUUCAACAUCAUGUCAAUGCCUAUAUGCUUGAAGUGGAUUUAUGUAAAGGACAAGGUACUCGGGUUUGGGAUAAAAACGGUAAGGAAUACCUGGACUUCUACGGACAGAAUGGAUCUGUCAAUGCAGGCCAUUGUCAUUGCAAACUGAUACAGGCUAUGCAGGAUCAAAUGUGCCAAUUACAUCAGGCGACACGAUCUCUUCACAAUAACGUAACUCCGGAGUUCUGCUCUACUAUCUGUCAGAUGUUCAAUUAUGACAGAGUAAUGGUUCACAAUACAGGUUGUGAAGCUGUAGAGUUAGCAGUUAAAUUAGCCCGAUUAUGGGGCUAUAAAAUAAAAAAGAUAUGUCCCAAAGAAGCAAUAGUUGUCUUUACCAAUUGGAAUUACUGGGGAAAUUCAAUCUGUGCUAUCUCCGCAAGCGUUGAUCCUAUUUUAUUCAACGGUUUUCAGCCACUCUUAAGUGGACUCAAACUAAUCCCCUAUGAUGACCCAUGCUCUCUUGAGGAAAUUCUAAAAAAUCCCAAUGUUUGUGGUUUUGUGUGCGAACCGAUCCAGUCUGAGUAUGGUGUUAUGGUCCCUCUUGAUGGUUACUUAGCAGAAGUGCGACGUCUAUGUACUCAAAGUCGGGUGUUGUGGAUCGCUGAUGAAAUUCAGUGUGGCCUUGGAAGAACAGGUUAUAUGUUGGGUUCUGAUUAUGAAUGUGUCAAGCCUGACAUCCUUUGCCUUGGAAAAUCUCUAGCCGGAGGGAUGUAUCCGCUUUCAGCCUGUUUAGCUAGCUGUGAAGUAAUGGAUUUGCUCUCUCCUGGGGCCCAUUAUACAACUUUUGGUGCCAAUCCACUUGGCUGUAGGGUAGGAACAUGUAUGCUGAAGGUGACGAAAGAAGAUCUUCUUCCCGAAAAUGCUGCUCAGAUGGGUGCUCUCUUCAGGGAUGGCCUGCUAUGCAGUUUGAACAAAGAUGAUAUGCCACUCUUGCGAGGAAGAGGGCUUCUGUGGGCUUGUCAAAUUGAUCCAAGAAUUGGAAGUCCUUGUGACAUAUGUGAUAACCUUCGAGACUGCGGGCUCAUUGUGUGGCCGUGCCGGGACAAAUAUCUUCGAUUCACGCCUCCUCUAAUCGUUUGUGAAGAUGAAAUUACACAGGCUGUCAGUAUUUUCAAAAAGGUUAUCGAUUUUAUGAAAGGUUGUGGAAGAAUUUGCUGAUGUCGUUCCAUACCUAAUCAAAUAUAUUGUUUGGUGAGCUUGAUCCAUGUUGUUAAAAAAAAAUGAAAGAAGAAAAAAAAGGUGCUGAAAAAAGAAAAAGUUAACACAACUUAAACUUCAACAAAAAAAAAAUUGUCUUCAUAAAUAUAUAUUGCAUCACUUUUUGAUUA
This is a messenger RNA of Nezara viridula (southern green stink bug), 1810 nucleotides long. NCBI's taxonomy places the organism in Eukaryota, Metazoa, Arthropoda, Insecta, Hemiptera, Pentatomidae. The record is from the annotation of a GenBank genome assembly.